UGUCCUGUGGGCUGUUACACAGCCUCAUGGCUAUGUAAGCCUUGGUCAUUUGGUUUGUUUUUCCUCCUAACACUGAGACAUCAAACAAGCUUUCAAAGAUGCCGUUGCAAAGGCAAAGUAAAUCAGGUCACUCCUGCCUCGUGGUCUAUGCAGUUGUCUUGAGGGGAGCAGAUCUCUCACCUCUGCAUUGUUGGGCUGCCCACUUCUGACAUCCAGUAACAACAUUCAAGUGUCAGCAGUGGCUGUGCUGUCAGUCAUUCCAAAAUGGCUUUUAGAGGAAAGCACAUGAGGGUAGACACAAAGUUUAAAGAAGAAGAAUGAAGUAGUAGUGUGUUUAAAGAUUUGAACAUUUCCGACUGGAUAGGGCUGUGUCUUUGGGUAACAAAGUCCUUAUGUUUGGGCUGUUUGUAGCCUUCCACUGACAUAAAGAGGAGUUUCUGCUUGUAAAUAUUGUGUUGUCUGAAAGUCAUACCCUGUUCCAGGGAAGGGGAAUUUGGUCCUCACGCUAAAGGAGGGAGGAUGCCUUCAUUUAAAGCCAAAAUGUUCGUUUCUUUCCCAGCAUAAAUACAAAUGUUCAGCAGCUCAGGAUCUCUGUUCCAGAUAUACAGACGCACUGAGGAUGUCUAUGGAUAUAACCUUCCUCGGCACUGGCUCAGCAUAUCCCUCUCCAACCAGAGGAGCGUCGGCACUGGUGCUUCGCAGGGAAGGAGAGUGCUGGCUGUUUGACUGCGGGGAGGGAACUCAAACACAGAUCAUGAAGAGCCAUCUCAGAGCAGGCAGAAUUACCAAGAUCUUCAUCACUCAUCUUCACGGCGACCACUUUUUUGGACUUCCUGGCCUGCUGUGUACAAUUAGCCUCCAAAGCAGCCCUGAUGCAGACAAACCACCUCUGGAUAUUUAUGGGCCAUUAGGGCUGCGAGACUUCAUCUGGAGAAGUAUGGAGCUCUCCCACUCCCAACUUCUCUUUCCCUACACUGUUCAUGAACUGGUGCCUACACGGGACCAGUGCCCUGCAGAAGAAUUCAGAGAGUUCUCUUACUUGGGCAGUGAUGUGAUACCUCCUGAGGGAGCACAAGGGAGAAUACUUCAUCUGGAUCCAGCAGAAGACUCUUACUUGCUGCUUGAGGAUGAGCAGCUAGUUCUGAAAGCAUUUCGCCUAUUUCACCGCAUUCCUUCCUUUGGCUUUGUGGUGGAAGAGAAGCCCCGGACCGGUAAACUCAAUGUACAGAAACUGAAAGACCUUGGAUUUCAACCAGGUCCUUUAUAUGGGAAGCUGAAGAGUGGGAGUACAGUUGUUCUAGAAAAUGGACUAAAGAUUUAUCCUUCUGAUGUCUUAGAAGACCCUAUUCCAGGAAGAAAAAUUUGCAUUCUGGGAGAUUGUUCAGGGGUGGUUGGAGAUGCGGCCGCAAAGCUUUGCUGUGGAGCAGAUGUACUGAUACACGAAGCCACGUUGGACGAUACCCAAGAGGAAAAGGCCAGAGAGCAUGGUCAUAGCACUCCGAAAAUGGCUUCGGAGUUUGCAAAAUGGUGUAAAGUUAAGAAACUGGUGUUGACUCACUUCAGUCAGCGGUACAAACCAGAUGCGCAGAGAGGUGAGGGUGAUGCGGACAUCACCGAACUGAAGAGACAGGCAGAGUCAGUGUUAGAUGGCCAAGAAGUAACACUAGCAGAGGACUUCAUGACAAUAGAAAUUCCAAUGAGAAAGUUAAAAUGAUAGUGUUAGCAAGCUUGGUGUGAAGACAUAAACUAGGAUGGUGUUGGGUAACUGUAGGAUUCUGGUAUCCAACUGUGACACACAGAACACUUGCAAACUGGAGACAGUACCAGGUACAGUUAUUUUGCUUUUUUAAAGCAAGAAAAAAGGAUACUCGGAUGUCUUGAACUUGGAAUAAAUUCAUAAUAGUUGGUUUCAAACACCCCAGAAACUGAAUGUUUAGGCUGGGCCGUCCUUCUCUUCCUUGGACCACAGAUUCUUACAGCAGAGCACUGGAUCAUUUGGCUUGAUACAGUCGGAAGGUCUGUGUUCUGCACCAGAAUUUAAGAUACCUUACCUGUUACAAGCUUUUGAGUAACAUCUAUUUCAAACUUGUCUAUAGUAUUCUGUAACUGUAACCCUGUUUCUGUGUAAGAGGACUAUCACGCUGGAACUAAUAGUUUUGCCAAAUGGUUGUAACUUGGCUGUUGCUACUGCUCAAGUUGAGGAGCUCUUCUAAUUCUCCCUUUGCAUAUGAAGUUUCCUCAUAAAUAAAUGCAGUUUAGGCUUUCCUGAAUCACUCUUACCAGUUUGAUUCAUUUAAACCUCUGAGGCAUGAGCCCUAAGUUUGCAUACCUAUUCCCUGCAUCAGUGAAGUUUUAGAAGACUCUGGAAGUCUUUAGCAGAUGACAAGUAGCCUCUCCUAAAAUGUUCCUCCAGGUGCAUUUUCUAAGACAAAUUAUCCUGAUUAAAAGCAUAUUUGUGUUUGUAGAAAUACCCCUACAGGAGGAAUUUCACAUACAUGUCACUCAGUCUGUUUCUGCAAUAACUUUAUCAGUCAAGGGACAUACAGAUCAACUUUAUCUUCUUUUCUUCCUGCCUUGAAACCAAUUAGAAGUGUCCAAAUUUUAGCUUACUUUUCUGGUUGAAAGUGAAACUGAGUGGUUUAGAACCCUAAAGCUGUUUUCCCCAGCAUAGAUUUCCUGAAAGCUGAAACACUUCAGAGUUUUCUAAUAAACACUGAAAACUCUGGCAGAUGUAAGUGCA
Pezoporus occidentalis (night parrot) is the source of this 2740-nucleotide messenger RNA. It is a transcript of the gene ELAC1, whose product is annotated as elaC ribonuclease Z 1. Gene Ontology annotation, cellular component: nucleus. The record is from RefSeq and is a predicted model, not a curated record. Gene Ontology annotation, molecular function: 3'-tRNA processing endoribonuclease activity. The transcript is spliced from 3 exons. Lineage: Eukaryota; Metazoa; Chordata; Aves; Psittaciformes; Psittacidae. Bases 620 to 1714 code for a protein of 364 amino acids.